Molecule: messenger RNA, 351 nt
Organism: Aphanomyces invadans
Lineage: Eukaryota; Oomycota; Saprolegniomycetes; Saprolegniales; Verrucalvaceae
Exons: 1
Coding region: 1-351 (116 amino acids)
Source: RefSeq, a predicted model, not a curated record
AUGACCUCCGAACAAGCUCACGUCGUAAAGCACGCAAAGGCGAACCCCGACAUGACACUUGAUGCGUUGUGCUCGUGGGCGUACCGAACACUGCGGCUUCCAUCGCAGCCAUCGACAUCAGCAAUGUCUCGCGCCGUGUAUGCCCCUGUCCAGUCGACAGAUCGGGCGGCAUUCUUCGACAGCCUUCCCCGAGACUUCCCCGACGACAGCGUGCAUGUGGUGAUGGGCGACUUGAACGUACCGCUUGAUCUGUAUCUCGACACAGAGCGUCAACACCAUGACUCAAAGAAUGUGAAACCUACGGCGUUAACGGCACUUAUCGCGCCAUCAAGGAGUUCGCAGCCACAGUGA